GUAGGCACAAACACAGCUCGCUGGAGCCGAGCUGCCCAAAGAACUGCUGCUGGACCCCGGGACCGAGAGAGGCUUCAGCCACAUCGACCGCCAGCCCCACCGGAGGCAGCCAGGCCCAGCCGCCAGCUCUGGCUCCUCUUGCUCGGUACCAUGACCUUCUCCAAGACCGUGGACAGCGUGAACGGCCAGGGCCCCUUCCAGUUCCUCAUCAUGGUCCUGCUGGGCCUCCCGGUCCUCGGCUUAGCCAACCACAACCUGCUGCAGAUCUUCACAGCGGCCACCCCUGCCCACCACUGCCGCCCACCCCCCAACGCCUCCGAGGGGCCCUGGGUGCUCCCCGUGGACCUGAAUGGGAAGCCGGAGUCGUGCCUCCGUUUUGUGCACCCACCCAACGCCAGCCUGCCCAACGACACCCGGGGGGCCACCGAGCCGUGCCGGGACGGCUGGGUCUACGACGUCAGCGCCAGGGACUCCAUUGUGACUGAGUGGGACUUGGUGUGCGACGCCAACAAGCUGAAGGAGAUGGCCCAGUCUGUGUUCAUGGCAGGCAUGGUGGUAGGGGGCGUCUUGCUGGGAAGCCUGUCCGACAGGUUUGGCCGAAAGCCCAUCCUGUCCUGCAGCUACCUGCUGCUGGCGUCCAGCGGCUCAGGUGCCGCCUUCUGCCCCACCUUGCCCGUGUACAUGGCCUUGCGCUUCCUGUGUGGCUUCAGCAUCGCAGGUGUUAUCCUGAGCUCCGUGAUCCUGAGUGUCGAGUGGGUGUCCACCCGGAUGCGGGCCAUCAUAUCCGUUGGGAUCGGCUACUUCUACACCAUGGGCCAGUUCGUCCUGCCCGGCCUGGCCUACGCCAUCCCCCAGUGGCGCUGGCUGCAGCUGACCGUGUCCGCUCCCUUCUUCGCCUUCUUCCUGCUGUCCUGGUGGAUACCGGAGUCCAUACGCUGGAUGGUCCUGUCUGGCAAGUCUGCAAAGGCCCUGAAGACCCUCCGGUGGGUGGCCGCCUUCAACGGCAAGAAGGAGGAGGCAGAAAAAAUCAGCCUGGAGGAGCUCAAACACAACCUGCACAAGGAGGUCUCCUUGGCCAAGGCCAAGUACAGCAUAGCCGACCUGUUCCGGAAACCCAUCCUGCGCCGCGUGACCUUCUGUCUCUGCCUGGCCUGGUUUGCCACUGGUUUUGCCUACUACAAUUUGGCUAUGGCCGUGGGAGAAUUUGGGUUCAACCUCUACGUCCUCCAGCUCAUCUUCGGCGGGGUCGACGUCCCGACCAAGUUCCUGGCCAUCCUCUCCAUGAGCUACCUGGGCCGGCACAACACCGAGGUCGCCGUCCUGCUCCUGGCAGGCAUGACCAUCCUGGCUCUCAUCUUUGUGCCCUCGGACUUGCAGACCCUGAGGACGGUGCUGGCUGUGUUGGGGAAAGGAUGCCUGUCCAGCUCCUUCAGCUGCCUCUUCCUCUACACGAGUGAACUGUACCCCACAGUUAUCCGGCAAACGGGCAUGGGCGUCGGCAACCUGCUGACACGCAUCGGCAGCAUGACGGCCCCGCUGGUGAGAAUCACGGCGGAGUGGCAUCCCUUCGUCCCCACUGUCAUUUUUGGGACCGUCGCCAUCCUGGGAGGCAGUGCUUCCCUCUUCCUGCCCGAGACCCUCAACCAACCCCUGCCGGAGACUCUCGAAGACUUGGAGAAAUGGUCCCCACAGGCAAAGGGGCCAAAGCAGGAGCCAGAAGCAGAGAAAGAUUCCCAGAGGAGCCCUCUGCAGCCUUGCCAGCCAGGCCUGGGCCCCAGCUGAGGGCGACAGACCCUCCAGAGACGAGCCCCAGCCAGGUCCCUGCCUGCCCCUGGGCUCCAUGGAGGACAGGGGCCCCAGGACAGGUCCCUGCUCUUAGAACGGAGGCUUCUGAGAGCUUGGGGACACUAUCGCCACC
This is a messenger RNA of Phyllostomus hastatus (greater spear-nosed bat), 1918 nucleotides long. It is a transcript of the gene SLC22A8, whose product is annotated as solute carrier family 22 member 8. The record is from RefSeq and is a predicted model, not a curated record. The coding region runs from base 151 to 1782 and encodes 543 amino acids. The transcript has 11 exons. Gene Ontology annotation, molecular function: transmembrane transporter activity. NCBI's taxonomy places the organism in Eukaryota, Metazoa, Chordata, Mammalia, Chiroptera, Phyllostomidae. Gene Ontology annotation, cellular component: membrane. Gene Ontology annotation, biological process: transmembrane transport.